Molecule: messenger RNA, 1794 nt
Organism: Adineta ricciae
Lineage: Eukaryota; Metazoa; Rotifera; Eurotatoria; Adinetida; Adinetidae
Source: the annotation of a GenBank genome assembly
AUGUUAGAAAUAUCUGCACCAAAACAUUUGUCUUUGAUAACAUUACCGACUGAAAUUCUUCAUCAUAUCUUCGAUUCUAUUGAUUGCCAAACGAUUCUUCUCUCGAUUCGACAAGUUUGCUCGACGUUGUAUGAAGUAACCAAUACAUAUGAUCGAUAUCGACUUGAUUUUCGUUCAAUCUCGUUGGAUAAUUAUCGUUUUCUUAUCUCCAGAUUUGAUUCUGGAAAUGUUAAUUCCAUCGUACUCUCCAAUGACUUUAAGACACCCAAUCAAAUUCAAUUGUUUCUUUCAAAUUUCAACACUCAAAAGUUCGUGCAACUUCGUUCCUUAACUCUACUGGAAAUCGACGAUGAAACUUUAGCACAACUUCUCCAAACGAUUUUCUAUUGUUCACUCAAGUUCUUGUCGAUCAAAUGGACAUCGUCUAGUACGCCACGGUAUCAAACCUUGAUUCUUAUUUCGACAGUCGUUACACGCAACAGUUUAAGCAAGCUUUCUAUGCAUUAUUAUCCAGUCGACAAGCUAUGCAAACAGUUUUCUAUACAAUGCAAAGUGCAUCUCACACUUUCAAAAUACACCUACGGUCAACUUUGUGAGCUUCCUCUUCUUUUUCCUUACUUGGAAGAACUCAAACUGGAUCAAUACUUUACAAGUCCUGGCGAAAAAUUGAUUUUACAGUCUCAGUUGUCACUCAUAUAUCAAUACUUAACUUCUUUAACCUUGAGAAUUGACGAUUCACAAUGGAAACAAUUAAGAGAAGCUCUUUUAACUACAUCUUCACUUCUCCAGGUCAGCCUUCAAGUUUUUGGUAUCUUACCGAAUUCUGGUACUCUUCAGUGUCCAUGGGAAGAAUUGAUUCAAACAAAUUUACCUCGUUUAACUCAGUUUGAUUUUCUUUUCGUCAUUUUGUCCGAGAACAUUAAUCCGAAUGAGUACAUCGAAUCUCUACUUCUUCCAUUUCGAACACCAUUCUGGACUGAAGUAAAACGUUGGUUUGUUACUGGUGACUUUUAUCCAUUUCCUCGCGAAACAGUUCGACUCUACACCGUAUCAUUUCAUAACAAUUUAUUUCAAUACCCUCAAUGGUCUAGUAGAGUAUGGCAAUCAAUUUCACCAAUUCCAAUCAAUGAUACUGAAGUGAUGAGUAGAAUUCAUAGUUUAACAUUGAAUAUGAAUCAAGUAAUCAAUUAUUUCGAAUCAUAUCAGAUAGAUUUAUCAGAUGGAUAUCUUCUACCGAAUGUAACCGAACUCCAACUCACAGAACGACAUCAGUGGUCACCAAAUUCAAUUGAAAUCCUUUCAAAAGUUAUAAAUCUUACACGAAUCAACGAUCUUCUAUUAACAAUCGGAAUCGAUCGGGGCUCUACUUCAUUCAAAAUAACAAACCUAAUUCGUUUACUAGAACGAACAAUCAAUCUCCAUUCACUUGACAUCGACAUCAGCCGAAAUUAUCCGAAUGAUGUGUGGAUUAUCGCGGAAAGCGAUUUGUUUUCAUUAAUACCACGCUCAAUCCGGCAUUUACAGAUACCACCACUGAUUAACGAAUUCGUUAAGAAGAUUCUUACUGAACUUCCACAAAUACAAAGUGUAACAUUCAAAGAUUGGACCAAUUUUCCAAUCGAAAUGAUAUCCGACUAUCUCGGAAGCUUUGAUAAACCUUUCACGUAUCAAAAACGGAAUCAUCAUGAAUCAUAUCGAAUAGAUUGGCAACUUUGGCUCAGUACUAGAAGAAAGAUAUCAUCAGAGACUCCAAGCCGUCUCUCGAACAAUAAAUAUUCGAAUAGACUUUUUUGA